AUGGACGAGCACGAGGUGCGCGGGCGAUGGAAGAGCUUUGUCGGCAAGUGGAACCGCGGCGAACUGGCCGAGGGGUGGUAUGAGCCGGAGAUGUUCUUGCGGGUCGUCCGCAUGCGUGCGAUGGAGGGUGAGAGUGCCGGGCCUGGCGGUGGCCCUACCUCGGGCGGGAGGGUCGCGGGGCUAGGGGGACAGCAAACCAUGAUUUUGACGCCGCCUAUGAGUGGCAGGAGUGUGCCUGAGAGUGUUGCUAUGACGGCGGUGACGGAGCAGGAGGAGAGCGAUGAUGACGACGACGAUGAUGGCUAUGGGCCACCUCCGCCCCCUGGUCAGCAAAAUGCUACGUCCGCCGCCAGGCAUGGGCCGAAUGUUCCUAGCAUGCAAGACCUCGACCUGCGGCGGGAAUUGGAGGAGUCGUCACGUCAGGACCAGAUCGACGGGCUUCGGCUUGCGCGCAAGGCCGACCGCGCCGAGCAGAAGGAGCGGUUGGACGAGCUCGUCCCUCGUGCGGAAGCCGGGACGCGCGAGCGACAGCUGGAGAAGAAGCGCGCUCUCAACGAGAAACUGCGAGGUUUCCGGGACAAGUCGCCCGGCGGUGACGCCGAGGUUGGCGACAGAGAGCUCAUUGGCGGAGAGGGUGACAGCGUUGACGAUUACAAAAUGAUGCUUGCCACAAUGCAAAGGCGCAAGACAGAGCGCGAGAUCCGCAGGGAGGAGAUGAUCAGAGCGCGGCAAGCCGAGAGGGAGGAGCGUCUUCCCGCGCGAUCUGGAGAAGCCAGAAAUAUCGAGGGAAUGGGAUCAGACACAGAGAUUGAUGAUGGUACAGGAGGUCUCUUCGACGAGCCAGAGGGGUACUAUCCUCCGACCCCUCCACCAACCACACAGACUCAUACCAUGCUCAAUGGAAAGACCAUCCAGCUCCACCUGGUCGGCCAUAGCUCUCUAGAGGCACAUCAUCUCUGGAACGGGAGCCGUAUCAUUUCGGACUACUUUGAGAGCAAUCCGUCUGAGAUAAAAGACAAGACCGUGCUCGAACUCGGCGCCGGCGCGGGAUUGCCCAGCAUAGUCGCUGCCGUGCUCGGCGCAAGGAGAGUAGUCGUCACGGACUACCCUGAUCCAGAUCUAGUAGUCAACAUGUGGAAGAAUAUCGACGAGUGCGAUUUACUUCCCUGGACUGAGAGCGAUGGCGAGAGGAAGCAGGAUGUCAUAGUGGCCGACGGCUACGUCUGGGGUGCCGACCCCAAACCGCUGGUCGCGCACCUCUCGGAGCCAGAGCAGGGCUUCGAUGUCCUAAUCCUAGCGGACCUCCUCUUCCGCCACUCGGAGCACGGCAAUAUGCUGUCCAGUGUGGCCGCCACCUUACGGCGGAACAACCAGAGCAAAGCCUUCGUAUUCUUUACUUCAUAUCGGCCGUGGUUGCAGCAUAAGGAUCUGGCGUUCUUCGACCUUGCAAGAGAGCGCGGCUUUGAGAUUGAGAAGAUCCUUGAGAAGAAGAUGGACAAGGCCAUGUUUGAGAAUGACCCUGGUGACGAGGAUGUACGGAAGACUUGUACUGGGUUUGUUCUACAAUGGCCAGCAGGGAAGUGGGACACAUGA
Phaeoacremonium minimum UCRPA7 is the source of this 1593-nucleotide messenger RNA. Its product is annotated as putative nicotinamide n-methyltransferase protein. Lineage: Eukaryota; Fungi; Ascomycota; Sordariomycetes; Togniniales; Togniniaceae. The record is from RefSeq and is a predicted model, not a curated record. Bases 1 to 1593 code for a protein of 530 amino acids. The transcript has 2 exons.